Leishmania mexicana MHOM/GT/2001/U1103 is the source of this 2454-nucleotide messenger RNA. RefSeq lists its product as hypothetical. The record is from RefSeq and is a predicted model, not a curated record. Bases 1 to 2454 code for a protein of 817 amino acids. The transcript has a single exon. NCBI's taxonomy places the organism in Eukaryota, Euglenozoa, Kinetoplastea, Trypanosomatida, Trypanosomatidae.
AUGGGCGCCAGCUGCUGUAAGAAUCCGACCUCCUCGGUGGCGAGGGCAGUGGAAGAGGGGGCCGAGCCCAUCCCUCAGGGAGGCGAGAGCAGUGGGGUUGCUCUCACAUGGAGCACCUUCUCUGGUCCUCCUGCGCGCCCCUUCACUCUGCCCGGCAGCUCGGAGGGCGAGGCGGCCACUGCAGCUUCUAUGCUGUUAGCCCUGAGCUGCACAGACAAAGUCGCUGCUGAGGGGCGCCUCGAGCAUGGCGAUGGAUCUGAUGAACUUGCGAGUGACACAUGGUCGUCGUUGCACGUCCGAGUCUGGUGCCGACGAGGCGGCGUAUCAGGCGAGAUUCUCUCGCGUGCUCUCACCGCUGCUAUGUGGCGGUGGCGACAGCCGCCCCCUGAGAGGUCGGACGAGUGGCUGGUGCUUCGUCGAGUGCUUUGCGCCCAUCCACUCUUUGCCGUCUGCCGCAACGAUGCGUUGAUGCUACAGGAAGUAGUGGAGGUCUUUGAGAGGCAGGAGACACAGCCUGGAGAGGUUGUCGUGUCGCCAGGGGACAGUUGCGCUUUCCAUGUCGUGGUGAAGGGCAAAGCUGUCGCGGAUGUCGGCGAUUGCGCUGCACAGAUUGCACAAGAGAAGAACAGGCGACAGGAAUGGGCUGUCGGGGACUACUUUGGGAGUGAGGGCCUGCUCUACGUCUUGAGCCCAGGAGAUGAGGGCGCCGCGGUGUGCGCCGCGGGCCAUCCUGAUGCAUCUUUGCCCACUGUCAUGUGGCGGCUGAAUCGCAUGCUCUAUCAGAUGCUGAUGCGCACCUUCCACGAUGACGCACACCGCCAGCUCAUGACGUACCUUUCCCAGUCGCCGCUCUUUCAGCAUCUGUCUCGUGCACAGAUACGUCACCUCUGCGAGAGGGCAGAGAUGGUGACAUGGGACACAUCGGCGCGCUUGCUGCAGAGGGGUGAGGUGCCGGCCGAUCUCUUUCUUUUGAUUUCCGGCUCCGUGGCCCUCAUGCAUGUCCAGCGGGGCGGUGGUGGCCACGCGGGCGUGACACGCGUGCAGUCCACCGCUCUCGGCGCAGGCGACUGCGUCGGCGAUGCCGAGCUUCUCCUCCUGCACCGAGCAACAGACGAGGAGGACGACACCACUGACUCAAAGAGGCUGACAGCGAUGCCUUCCUGCUGCACGUACGCAGUGCAGCAGCCGGUGCAGGCGAUCCGCAUCCCUAUUGAAGAUCUGCUCGCCGUGCUUUCAGGGCACGAUCUGCAGCACAUGCGGGAGCGCAGUCGCAGCGUGCGAGAGUUGGAACUGUGGCGGCGGCAGGCGCAGAUGCCGGGUGGCCUGCGCUCUCUCGUGGAGGAGUGUCUCGUGCUGGACAUCUCCGACACCAACAGCGACAGCGACGAGGAUUCGCUGGUGUUGCCGGGAGGACCCAGCGUUGCUGCGUCUCCGCUGUCGAGGCGGCUCUCCGACGACGUCUCGCAGGAUGUAUUUGUGAAAGGCGCCGAUGCGACGGCCUUCUUCCUCGAGAUGUUCUCCCGUCAGACGUAUUGGCGCGCGGACGGGCGAGAGCGCGGCCUUUCCAUGGCCGCCUUCGCCCCGCGCCAGCGAUACGUAGUUGGGACGGUUCUGUUCCACGUGGAGUACGCUGCAGGUGGCAACGUUAUGAUGCGUGAGGGUGGAGGACUGCCUCCAAGUGAUGACGGGAACGCUGCAGCGAACACAGCAGGCUCUUCUGCCGCGGCGGGGCCUCCCAACUCUCCAGGGUGUCUCUACGCCAUCUUCUCCGGUGAGAUAACCGUCGUGAACAGCGACACAGGCGAGGCCAUCUACAGCGUCUCUCGCGGCAGCACGCUCGGCGAAGAGGCGCUUCUCCCUCCGCUGCGUUUCUGCUCCGCGACGACCCCCCUGCGCACUCACGCCGUCGUCUCCAGCCCCGAUGGGUGCGAGGUGUUUGAGCUCGGUCGGCGCGCGUUCAAGGAGUUCUUGCAGCGACCGUACUGUGUGGCCCUCCGCGACUUCUGCAGUGUUUUCUGCGUCUUCCCAUUCGCCGGGUGCUUUCCUGAACACUACUGGCAUUCUCUGCUCAACUGCACGACGGAGCGCGAGGCUGUCGGCGGCGACCUCAUCGGCGUUCGUGGGGCUGACUGCAAGUGCGUGUCGCUCAUCCUCGAUGGCCGAAUCGGCGCCUAUGUCAGAGGCCGUGCAGCGGACAGUGGAGGGAAAGAACAAGACAGCGAUGAGGAAACGUCGGUGGCGUCGUUUACGGUGGGCGACAUCGUCGGCGGGUGGGAGGUGAUGGGGGGACGCCCCUCCAAUGUAGCGUACGUGUGUGUGUGCCGCGCUCGCAUGCUGUGCGUUCCUGCCAAGUCCUUUGCCGGCCUCUUCCGUCCAGCGAUGCCGUAUCUGCGGUUGAUGUGGUCCGAGCAGCGAUAUAAAAGGGUCAUGGUGGUGUCAGCGGCGGAAGGCUGA